GUAGUUUCUUAUAUAGUGAGUGGGAGUGACUAGUAAGUGCUUUGUGAGCUGCUUGUGGGACUCUACCUUUUAGGGUUCCACUUUGUUGUAUCGGUUUUCUUUUUUGGAAAUAAAAGCAAAUGAUUCAACGGAAAAAAAUACUUUGUUCUCUUCUGAUGAUCCCUUCUGAUUGGCAACGAAAGCUUCGGGGUAACAAUGAGAGCUCGCUCUCUCUGAUCUAAUCUAUCCUAUCUCUUCCCCAAGAUCUCUGCGCCACCCAAUCUUCCUACAAAUUCAUCCCGUCAAGAUCAGUCACGUGUUUUUUUAUGGUGUUCCCUCUCCUCCUUCAAGUCCACCUUCCGUUGCCACCACAAAAGCACACUCCUCCGCAACACCAACAUGCAACUCCUGUUCAGAAUCGACGAAGAUGAUUUCGUUUGCAUCUCUGGCUGAAGCAACAGGUAGGAAGAUAUGUGUAAUUUAGAUGGAAAAGUAAAGAAAUUGAGAAAUGGGUUUUGAAGGGAAGGAUGGAUUGUAUGGAGGGUACCCUUUAGAUUGGGAUGCGAUGGUGGCAGUUUCAACGAUAUGGUUGGACCUAUAAGAUGAUGGUCAUCACCCUAUUGUUUUUGGAUUUGUUUGGGAUGAAAGGAUGGUACAUUCCGUCUACCCUGCUCCUUGCGGCAGGAACUCCCUCACCCUCUCGAAAUUCCGUGACGAAUUCGACCCAGAGACCUGGAAACUCUCGUCCUCAAUCUGGUGGUAUGCUGCCGUCAUCGAGCAGAACCUUGCCAUCUCAAGAGCCCUCGACCGAUUCCUCUCCUGCGGUGGGGGGAAGGAGGAAGCGAUUUCCCCAAUUGAUAUGCAAGGCUCUGAGAUCCCUUCAAUUGUAGAAGAGCAAUUAGGUUUACGAAGUGGUGAGAUUAGUCGGGGAGGACUACAGAUUGGUCUAGCGGGAGAUUUUGAUUUAAGUCGGGGAGUUCCGGAAUUGAAUGCAAAGCUUGAGUUUCGGCAACCUGGCUCGGCUGAUGGCUGGGUUGAGGAGAUUGGAGGGCUUCCGAGAGACGACCGAUUGAACGAUCUGGUGGCGAAUAAGGGAAGGAUUAAUUGGUAAUUAUAACUAUUUUUUUCUAUUUUAUUUAUUUUAUUUUGUUAUGAUAGUAGGUGAAAAUUAUAGAUGAUAAAUUUUAUUAUUUUUUAAUUGUCACGUCACUUAUUUAACAGUCAACUUUCAGAGUUGACUGCCAUGUUAGCUAAGAUUAACGGAAACUAACAGAGAGUGACCAAAAUUGGGUUGUAUAACUAAUUUAAGUGACUAUAGAUGUUAUAAAUUAAUCUUAGUGGCAAAAGUGAACUUUAUUGUAAUUCUAGUGAUCAAACUUGCAAUUUACCCGUUUCUUGUCUAUCAUACCACAAGUGACGAUUGACAUCGUUUUCACAUGAAUCGCCUACAAAGAAUGACUAUUAUACCACAAGUGGCGAGUGCAUUGAAUGCACCCCAAAUGUGGUCGGUGCACCGAAAACGCCACCAUAUAUAUGGCAAAGGCUAGCCUAAACUAUAAAGGUGGCUACUUUGGGGCACCCACAAAUAUGAGUGCAUUCAAUUCACCCAACUCUAAAACUAGCCUUACGACUGCAAAUUUUUAAUUUUAAUUGAUCUAGUUUGAAAUGAUGAUAUAGCAUAUGAUCACUACUAAUCAAUCCAUUACCCUAAUCCCUAAACCUUCAAGUUUGAAUACAAACCCAAAUCCCCCCAAAUUAUUAACCCUAACCCUAACUCUAAAUCCCUAAACCCUUAAUCCUUCAAAUUAAAGUAUAUCCUGAAUGAUUUUUUUGGCAAAUUCAUGUUUUUCUUGUUCAUCGUAUCACAUAUGUGAUCGAUACUAUUUUGGCAUGAAUCGUAUGCUAAAAAUGACAAUUAUGAUACGAGUGCAUUGAAUAUACUAAAAAAAGUGAG
Linum trigynum is the source of this 1933-nucleotide messenger RNA. Lineage: Eukaryota; Viridiplantae; Streptophyta; Magnoliopsida; Malpighiales; Linaceae. The record is from the annotation of a GenBank genome assembly.